AUGUGGAGCGUGGGGUGCAUCUUUGCGGAGAUGGUCACGCGGGAGCCGCUGUUCAGGGCGGAGUCUGAGAUCGGCCUCUUGCACCGCGUGUUCGAGGCGCUCGGGACGCCCAGCGAGGCGGCCUGGGCGGGCGUGGCGCAGCUGGCCAACUUCCGCACCAACUUCCCGCAGUGGAGCGCCAAGUGCUGGCACGAGCUCGUGCCGCGUCUGGCGGGGGACAGGCUGGGCCUGGAUUUGCUGGCGGCCAUGCUCACAUACGACCCCGCCCGCCGCAUCACCGCCGGCCAGGCGCUCGCGCACCCCUGGUUCGACGACCUCCGCGCGGCGGCCGCUGCGCCGACGCUGUCGCCGGCGCCGCAGCCCGGCGCAGUGGUGGCGCGGGAGCAGCCGCGUGAGGGGCAGGGGCAGGGGCAGCAGCGGCAGGCUGCGGCGGAGCCGCUGCGGCAGGUGCAGCCGCCGCCGCAGGCGCGCGCUGCUGCGCAGCAGUGGGUGCCGCAGCCGCCACCGCAGGCGCGCGCGCCCGUGCCGCCGGCGCUCGCGCCGGCACCGGUGCUGGGGCAGCCGCCGCUCGGUCAGCUGGAUCAGCAGCACAAGCUGCAGCGCGCCGCCGCCGCCGCGGCUGCCGCCACGGCAGGCCCCAGCGCCGCGGCGGCCAAGGCCGCGGCGGCGGCGGCCGCGGUCGCGGCGUGGGUGCCGCAGCACCCGCCGGCUGUCUUGGCGCAUCACGCGCCGGCUGCUGCAUUGCCGGUGCUAGGCUUGGCGCAGCAGCAGCAGCAGCAGCAGCAGCACGGGGUUACCCCGGACGCGCCGCACUUGGCAGCGCCGCCCAUGGCCAUUGCCGUGGCGGCGGCGGCCCCCACGGCGCGCGGCAAGCCGCCGCUGCCGCCACAUGGGCCACGCAACGGGGCCGGCGGCGGCGGCGGCAUGUGA
Molecule: messenger RNA, 930 nt
Organism: Monoraphidium neglectum
Lineage: Eukaryota; Viridiplantae; Chlorophyta; Chlorophyceae; Sphaeropleales; Selenastraceae
Product: cyclin-dependent kinase 3
Exons: 3
Coding region: 1-930 (309 amino acids)
Biological process (GO): protein phosphorylation; intracellular signal transduction
Cellular component (GO): nucleus; cytoplasm
Molecular function (GO): ATP binding; protein serine/threonine kinase activity
Source: RefSeq, a predicted model, not a curated record